AUCCCUCCUCCAACGCCGCCUGCUCUCUCCUCGACAUCCAAAGUCAAUGAUAAGAAUGUCCUCACGCUUCACAUUCUCGACAUUCGACGUGAGCAGACAAGUGUUCUAUCACACAAAACUGUCCUACGGUGUUGUGAACCUCAAGCCUAUAGUCCCAGGUCACGUGCUGGUCGUCCCGAGGAGAGUGGUCAAACGUCUUGCGGACUUGACAGGCGAAGAAUUGACAGAUAUGUUCGACACUGUCCGGCGAGUAGGACAAGUAGUCGAGAAAGCCUUCCAAGGGGAAUCGUUAACCAUCGCACUCCAAGACGGCCCCGCAGCUGGCCAGUCAGUGCCGCACGUUCACGUCCAUAUCCUCCCCCGCCGGUUUACAGAUUUUGGGGGAAGGAACGACGCUGUAUACCCUGCGUUGGAGACGAACGAGGCUGGUUUACCUGGGCAGUUGGGCGCUGGUGCUGGGAAGGCAGCGGACGAGAAGGGAAGGCUGAGGAUGGAUAACGAUGAACGUGAACCGAGGAGUAUGGAAGAGAUGGAAAAAGAGGCUGAUUGGCUCAGGGGGUUGUUCUAGUUGAGCUCUGGACGUUGAGGACGAGAACGAGGACAACGAGAAAUUGAAAUUGAAGCUGCAUAAUGGGUCGUAAGUUGCUAGAAUAUAACGUGUAUCAGUAUCUUUCUUUCCUCCUUCCAUCGCUCAUGAGCUAGCCCAUCAAACCCCCCGUGUACUGCACCGUAUCCCCCUCUCUCACCCCCUGCAGUCCAAGCGGGAAAUCGUCCCCCUCCUCCCAAGCGCUCGGGACAAGCACAAGCGGGCAUAUCCAAGCCGCACUCAACUUGACCCCUCUCCCCUGGUCGAAGCUGCAGAUGCCUAGCCAGGCAGCGGAGAUCGCUGCACCCAGAGCGGAGAGGAGGGGCAGGAGACGGCGGACGAGGACAAGCGUGCUAGUCGCUUGCGGUGGGAGGCCGGUGGGGGGCACUUGACGUAGGAGCCAUUGGAGUGUUGCGAGCAGGAGAGCGGCGCGUUUGGCUGCUGUGAGGUGGGUGUCGUUGAGCGCUUCUAGCACCGGUGGGGGGAGGUACAUUGUGAAUCCCCACCAGUUUGCUUUGAACGACAAUUUCUCUUUGGACGGUAUGAAUACCCGAACGACUCGUUGUUUGCUCUUGCUCUUCU
Molecule: messenger RNA, 1168 nt
Organism: Dacryopinax primogenitus
Lineage: Eukaryota; Fungi; Basidiomycota; Dacrymycetes; Dacrymycetales; Dacrymycetaceae
Product: HIT-like protein
Exons: 5
Coding region: 56-568 (170 amino acids)
Molecular function (GO): catalytic activity
Source: RefSeq, a predicted model, not a curated record